AACAAUUACUCUUCCAUCUUCCUUAUCUCUUUAGCUCUUUCUUCCUUCAUUCACAUUUUACACAUCAAGAAUAUUCCAAAAAUAUAUAUAUUUUAUAUUUUUAAACACCCUUUUCUCUCCUUAACCUAAUUUUUUUCCUUUUUUGGAAAAAAAAUGGGAAGUGAAAAAAUGAUGAAAAUUAAUAUCAAAGAAUCAACACUAGUGAAACCAUCAAAACCAACACCAACAAAGAGAAUUUGGAGUUCUAAUCUGGAUUUAAUUGUUGGAAGAAUUCAUCUUUUGACUGUUUAUUUUUAUAAACCAAAUGGAUCUUCAAGUUUCUUUGAUAAUAAAGUUAUGAAAGAAGCAUUAAGUAAUGUUUUAGUUUCAUUUUACCCAAUGGCUGGAAGAUUAGCUAGGGAUGAACAAGGUAGAAUUGAAGUUAAUUGUAAUGGUGAAGGUGUUUUAUUUGUUGAGGCUGAAAGUGAUUCAUGUAUUGAUGAUUUUGGUGAUUUUACACCAUGUUUGGAACUUAAGAAACUCAUUCCUAGUGUUGAAACUUCUGGAGAUAUCUCAACCUUUCCACUCGCUAUAUUUCAGGUUACUCGUUUCAAGUGUGGUGGAAUCGCUCUUGGUGGUGGAGUAUUCCACACGUUAUCCGAUGGUCUCUCAUCCCUCCACUUCAUCAACACGUGGUCGGACAUCGCCCGUGGCCUCUCCGUCGCAGUCCCCCCAUUCAUCGACCGGACGCUCCUCCAUGCACGGGACCCACCAACAUCUUCUUUCGAGCAUGUUGAGUAUCAUCCCCCACCUACCCUCAUCUCAUCAAAAAAAGGUGAGUCCACAGGCCCAAAGUCUAGUACCACGGCCAUGUUGAAAUUCUCAAGUGAACAAGUCGGACUUCUUAAGUCUAAGUCCGAAAACGAGGGCAGCACUUAUGAAAUCCUCGCGGCCCAUAUUUGGCGAUGCACGAGCAAGGCACGUGGAUUGGCAGAUGAUCAAUUGACCAAAUUACAUGUGGCCACUGACGGUAGGUCAAGGCUUUGCCCUCCCUUGCCACCGGGUUACCUAGGAAAUGUGGUGUUCACGGCCACACCAAUAGCUAAAUCAUGUGAACUUCAAUCAGAGCCGUUGAGGAAUUCCGUUAAGAGAAUUCACAAUGAGUUGAUCAAAAUGGACGAUAAUUACCUAAGAUCAGCGUUGGAUUACCUCGAAUUACAACCUGAUUUAUCGACCCUAAUCCGGGGCCCGACUUACUUUACUAGCCCUAACCUCAAUAUUAAUAGUUGGACUAGGUUGCCUGUCCAUGAGUGUGAUUUUGGAUGGGGUAGGCCAAUUCAUAUGGGACCAGCUUGCAUUUUAUAUGAAGGGACAAUAUAUAUUAUACCAAGUCCAAAUACAAAAGAUAGGAACUUGCGUUUGGCUGUUUGUCUAGAUCCUGAUCACAUGCCACUAUUUGAAAAGUAUUUGUAUGAAUUUUGAGAUAUUUUUCAUAUGGAAAAAAGUCAAGAAUGUACAACACAAAUUGUGGUGUGAUUUAGUUCAAGUCCUUUUUUUUUUAGUUUUGAGAUAUUUUCCAAAUUCUUUAUUAGGAAUUUGAUUGUGUAAUUGAUAAUGUCUUAUUAAGCUAAAUCUCCAUAUUUCCUUUGUGAUUAUACCUAGUUUUCAAUUGA
Messenger RNA from Solanum tuberosum (potato), 1652 nucleotides. RefSeq names its product HQT. The coding region runs from base 154 to 1461 and encodes 435 amino acids. Lineage: Eukaryota; Viridiplantae; Streptophyta; Magnoliopsida; Solanales; Solanaceae. The record is from RefSeq and is a predicted model, not a curated record. Gene Ontology annotation, molecular function: acyltransferase activity, transferring groups other than amino-acyl groups. The transcript has 2 exons.